Messenger RNA from Daktulosphaira vitifoliae (grape phylloxera), 6595 nucleotides. RefSeq names its product fatty acid synthase-like. The transcript has 32 exons. The coding region runs from base 261 to 6353 and encodes 2030 amino acids. The record is from RefSeq and is a predicted model, not a curated record. NCBI's taxonomy places the organism in Eukaryota, Metazoa, Arthropoda, Insecta, Hemiptera, Phylloxeridae. Gene Ontology annotation, molecular function: oxidoreductase activity; 3-oxoacyl-[acyl-carrier-protein] synthase activity; fatty acid synthase activity. Gene Ontology annotation, biological process: fatty acid biosynthetic process.
GAAUUGAAUGAUCAAAUUUGUUUGCAAUCAUGUUUUAAGAUAAUAACACUUUGAGGUGAUCGCUUUGUGGGGAGUCAAUCAUAUUUUAUUAGUAUUUGGCAGUAUUUAAUCCAACAGUGUAUACUGAGAUAUACUUUCAUUUUAUAUUUAUUUAUUAUCUGAAAUUUAGUGCCGGUCAAAACACUUAUUGGUGUUUGAGUGUAUUAUUGUUUUUAUUUUUUCUAAAUUCGAUUGACAUAUUUUGGAUACAAUUAUAAGGGAUGCCGGAACAAUCAGAAGUAGUUAUAAGUGGAAUUGCUGGAAGGUUUCCAGAAUGCGAUUCUACUGAAGAAUUCAAAGAAAAGUUGUAUAACAAUGCAGAUUUGUUGACAAUUGACAACAGAAGAUGGUCACCUGGUAUGUAUGGUGCACCAUCUCGUUCAGGAAAAUUGAAAGAAAUUAAUAAAUUUGAUGCGGAAUUUUUUGGAAUUCACGCAAAGUUGGCUAAUUCUAUGGAUAUACAACUUAGAAUUUUGUUGGAAGUAACACAUGAAGCUAUUAUGGACGCUGGUGUCAAUCCGCAAGAAAUUCGUGGCACUAACACAGGAGUGUACGUUGGUAUGAUGACUACAGAGUCUUCAGACUUUUUUGAGCGCACUCCUGAAAAGCUUAGUGGAUAUGAAACCAUCGGCGCUAUUAGGUCUAUGUUGGCUAACAGACUUUCAUUUCAGUAUGAUUUAAAAGGUCCAAGUGUAGCAAUAGACACAGCAUGUUCAAGUGGUCUGUUUUGUUUAUAUGAAGCAAUUUCAGCAAUUAAAAGUGGUCAUUGUGAUGCUGCUAUUGUAGCUGGUACUAAUUUAUUACUCAAACCAGCCGUUUCUGUCAUGUAUCACAAGUACAACAUGCUUAGUCCGACAGGGACGAGUAGGCCUUUUGAUAUUGGUGCUAAUGGUUAUGUUAGAAGUGAAGCAAUUGUUGCUUUAUACAUAAGAAAAUCUAAAGACGCAAAGAGAAUUUAUGCUACUGUAGUUGGAUCUUACACCAAUACAGAUGGUUUUAAAACACAAGGAGCAACUUAUCCAUCACGUUUCGUACAAAGUGAACUUAUCAGAGCUACUUAUGCUAGAGCCAAUUUAAAGCCCACAGAUGUACAUUAUGUUGAAGCACACGGAACCGGAACUGGGGUUGGUGAUAAACAAGAAUUGGAUGCUAUAUCAGAUGUUUUUUGCGAAGGCCGCAAAAGUCCUUUGCUAAUUGGAUCGGUUAAAUCAAACGUUGGUCAUUCUGAACCUGUAUCGGGUUUAGUUUCUAUUGCUAAAGUUAUUUAUGCUUUGGAAACAGGAAUAAUACCUGCCAAUAUUAAUUUUGAAACUUUAAAUCACAAUAUAGAGAAACUUGUUAGUGGAGAACUUAAGGUUGUCGAUAAACAAAUGCCACUACCCGGAGAUUUAGUAUCUAUAAACUCAUUUGGUGUAGGAGGUACCAAUGUCCAUAUUAUACUUAAAGCGCACAAUAAAAAUACUCAGAAGCAUAGUUUACUUAAACAAGAUAUACCAAGAUUAGUGUUUUUAUCAGGGAGAACUAGAGAAAGCUUAAAUGAACAAUUUGAAAUUAUUGAAAAACAUGCAAAUAAUGCUGAUUUAUUAACAUUAAUUGAUGACAUUUACAAAAAACCAAUUCCUGGGUACAAACUUUCUGGAUACUCUAUUCUUGGACAAAAUCCAUCAAAUGUUGAAAUCGCGCAAGGUAACAUAUCUGGUGAUAAAAGACCAAUUUAUUUCAUCUUUCCAGGCAUGGGGAGUCAGUCAUUAGAAUUAGUGAAAGAUUUAAUAAAGUUCCCAGUAUUUAAAAAUCUUGUUGAAAGGGCUCAUAAAAUACUUCUUCCGUAUGGUUUUAGCGUAAAUGAUUUGUUUUAUAAAUCAAAUGAAGAUACAUUUAAAGAUAUAACAAACGUCACCAUAACAAUAGUUAUUGUUCAGAUGGGUUUGACUGAUAUACUUUCAUCCUUGGGAAUCAUACCUGAUGGAAUAAUUGGACAUUCAGUCGGAGAAUUAGCUUGUGCUUAUGCAGAUGGUUGCUUUACAGUGGAACAAACAUUGAUGACUAUGUAUUGGAGGUCUCGUGUUUUGAUGGAAAUUGAUAUUAUUCCUGGUGCUAUGGUUGCUGUAGGAUUGUCAUGGGAAGAAACCAUCAAAAGAUUACCAGAAGGAAUAAUUGCUGCUUGUCAUAACAGUGCAGAUAGCGUCACAAUAUCUGGACCAAAAGAUAUUACAUUAAAAUUUGCAGAAACUCUACAAAAUGAAGGAAUAUUCGCUAAACCCGUUGAUUCAUUAGGAUAUGCCUUCCACUCACCUUACUUACAAAAACUAAUUCCAGCUCUUAAACCUUAUUAUUCUAAGAUAAUGACAAAUCCAAAACCAAGAACUAACAGAUGGAAGAGUACAUCUCUACCAGAAAGCCAAUGGAAUACAGAAGAAGCCAAAUACUCAUCAAUGGAAUAUCAUUUGAAUAAUAUUAGUUCUCCUGUAUAUUUCCAUGGAGCUUUGCAACAUAUACCAGAAAAUGCCAUUACAAUUGAAAUUGCUUCGCAUUGUCUCUUACAAGCAAUUUUAAAGAGAGCCUUACCUCCCACAGUUACAAAUGUGGGUUUAACUAAGAAACAAGCUCCAGAUCAUACGUUAUAUUUAUUAGAAGCUAUUGGAAAGCUUUAUAUUGCUGGUGCCGAACUAGAUUUACAAAAUCUUUAUGGUAAAGUAGAGUAUCCAGUUUCAAAAAAUACUCCUAUGAUAUCUCCUAUGAUAAAAUGGGAUCAUUCGAAUGAAUAUGUAGUGCCUAAUUUUGUGGAAAAAGGUUCUGGUUCAAAUGAAAAUGUAGUUGAGGUGUCAAUAAAUUCAGAUCAAGACAAAUAUUUAGUUGGUCAUACAAUAGAUGGUCGUGUAUUAUACCCAGCUGCAGGAUACAUGACUCUUAUAUGGAAAGCAUUUGCAAAACUACAGGGGAAAUGGUUUGAAGAUGUACCUGUUGUUUUCCAAAAUUUAAAGUUUUUGAGGCCUACUGUUUUAAACCAUGAUACAAUUGUUAAGUUUGAAAUCAACAUUUUAAAUAGUUCCGGUGAUUUUGAGCUACUUGAAGGCGGUUCACUAACAGUUUCCGGUAAUAUACGUUUAUCAAACGAAAGCACUUAUGAAAAUAAACUUCAACAUAUUUCAUCUGUUUCUGAAAAGAUGGACUUAAAACCUGAUGAUUUCUAUAAAGAGCUUAGAUUGCGUGGAUACCAAUACAAAGAUGAUUUCUUAGGAUUUAUUGAAGCAAAUAUUGAAGGUUCUAAGGGUAAAGUAGCUUGGACAGGAAAUUGGGUUUCAUAUAUUGAUACUUUAUUACAAUUUGAACUAAUAUCUAAAAAAUCCAGAAAACUUCGUUUACCAACAUAUAUAAAAGAAGUCGUUAUCGACCCAUUAUAUUUUAAAUCUAUGAAUGAAAAAUCAUUAAAUUCAAAAGAAAUAGAAGUCAAUCAUUUUGCUUAUGCUAAGACUACACAAUCUGGUGGUGUUACAAUAUCAAAAUUAACAGUAACACCAGCGCCACUGAAAAAAAAUACACAGCCUGCUCCAACAUUGGAACAUCAUUCAUUUAUACCUUAUAAUUAUGUAAAUAAUAAUCUAUCAACUUAUGAAGUUCUUUAUGCAAUGGUUGGAUUAAUUAUGGAAAAUGUAGGAACACAUCAUUUAAAAGUAGCAGAAAUAUAUAAUAAGAAUGUAUUUGCUACUGAUAUUGUUGAAAUUAUUGAAGCUGAAGCGAAUUUUUAUGCUGAUUAUUCUAUUUUGUCAAACGGUGCAAUUAAUUUUGAUGAAAAUAAAUUGUUGGCUCUAGAUAUUAAGAGCGUCAAUCAUAACAUAAAAAUCGAUCCUUUACCUGAAGAGUACCACUUAAUUGUAUUCGAAGAUUCACAAUUUGAUACAGAUAUAUUAAACAAAAUUUCUUCAGCGUUAACUUUUAGAGGUUUUGUACUUUUGAUUGAAAAUACAUCUGCAAAAUUUACAACUUCAAGCUCUGUGGAUCUCCAACAAGUUGCUGUAAUAGAAAACAAUGCCAAAAAGUACUUCUUAUUAAAAAAAGUAUCUCCAAAAUACGAAUAUACUACCUUAAAAAUCGAAGAUGAAGAAUUUUCUUGGUUCGACUCUCUUAAAAAAGAAUUAGAAAAUCAUAGAAAUAAUCUUAAUAUGAAAAUAAUAUUGUACAGCGAUAAAAACAUUAAUGGUGUUCUUGGUUUGGCUAAAUGUUUAGUUGAAGAAUAUUCAGGCAUUGAUAAUCCAAUAAGGUGUAUACUUGCUGGUCCUGGUAAAAAAUAUACUUUAAAAGAUUUUGCUCCUCUUUUGGAAGUAGAUCUAUUCUUCAACGUAGAAAGAGAUGGUAAAUGGGGAUCAUAUCGUCAUUUACCAAUUGAUAGAAACAUAUUUUCGACCAUGGAAACGUCAGAUGCAGUGGCAACAGUACAAUCAAAAGGUGAUCUGACGACAUUGCAGUGGGUACAAGCAUCUAACUAUUUAAAAGAUACUGGAAACAAUUCAAUCAAAAUUUCUUAUGUUGGUAUAAAUAAUGUUGAUUUAAAUGCAGUUUCUUCAAUGAAAACUGAAUUUGGAGUUGAAUUUUCUGGAAUAAAAUCAAAUGGUAAAAAGGUAAUGGGAUUAGUACAUUCUGGAGCAUUAUCAUCUUCAAUUAAUGAAAAUUAUGCUCUUUUAUGGGAUGUUCCUCAAAAUUGGACUUUACAACAAGCAGCAACUGUACCAUUCGCUUUUUCUAUGGCUACGUAUGCUUUAGUACACAAAGGAAAACUCCCAGGGCUCAAAAAUGUCCUAGUAUAUGCUAAUGAAAACCCAGUGAAUUAUGCUAUUAUUUCAUUAUCUUUAUCGUUGAAGUGCAAAGUUUUUGUUGUUGCUGAGUCUACAAAUCAUUUAGAAUUUAUAAGUACUCAUUUCCCUGGCAUCAGUCAAUUAUCAACCACUAAAAUUGAUACAAAAUUUGUCAAUAUGGUAUUACACUCUACUAGCAACCACGGUGUAGAUUACGUUGUUGCAUCAAAUAAUAUAUCAGAGCGAUUACCAGAAUUACUUGCUGAAAAUUCUACUGUAAUUGUUAUUGAAGAUAUAGACAUGUCUGCCCUAUCAAAAUCUUCAGUUACAUUUGGAGUAUUAUCAGUUAAAUCAAAUGAAGUUUUAUCCUUAGUAAAAGAAAAAAAUACUGAUUUGUAUUCGUUAAUGGACAUAAAAAUAAAAAAUGAUCUCAUUAAACCUUUACCGCAUAUUGAAUUCUUGUAUUCAGAUAUCGAAUCAGCUUUUAGAACUUACAAUAAUAAUAAAUCUGGAAAGAAAAUCAUUGUAGAAGUAAAUGGAAAUUCCAUAAAGAAACACUUUAAAACAAAUUCUCGAAUAUACUUUGAUACAAAGAAAAGUUACAUUCUUUCAGGAGGUCUUGGUGGAUUUGGACUCGAACUUACUGAUUGGGCAAUAACCCGCGGUGCAAAAAAUAUUGUCCUUUGCUCUAGAAGUGGAUUACAAACUGGAUAUCAAAAAUAUAGAGUUAGUUGUUGGAAGGAACAAGGAGCUAAUAUUGAAAUUAGUACGUACGAUCUUACUACAUUAUCAGGUGCUAAAGAGACAUUAAAGUUAGCCUCAAGCUUGGGUCCAGUCAGUGGAAUAUUCAAUUUAGCCGGCGUUUUACGAGACGCUAUUUUUGAGAAUCAAAUAGUUGCUAACUUCCAUAUUGUGUAUGACAGUAAAGUGUUAACUACUAAAUACUUAGAUGAAGCAUCUAGAAGUUUAGCUGAGAAUUUAGAUUACUUUGUUACAUUUUCAUCGAUAUCUUGUGGAAGAGGAAAUAGGGGCCAAACAAAUUAUGGUUAUGCCAAUUCAAUAAUGGAAAGAAUUUCAGAAGAAAGACAAAAACUAGGCCUCGCAGCUCAAUCAAUUCAAUGGGGAGGUAUUGGUGACGUUGGAAUGGCAUACCUUUUAACUCGUGGAAAUGAUGAAAAAGAAAUAAAUGGAACUUUGGGUCAAAAAAUAUCAUCUUGCUUAAAAGUAUUGGAUAUAAUUUUGCCAUGUAAAUCACCUGUGGUGGCUUCACAUGUAAUACCUAAUAAAAGAAAACAAUCCAGUAGUUCUGAAGUGCAAUCAUUAACAACUAUUGUUGCUAAUAUUAUGGGUAUUCAAGAUCCAGAUUCUAUAAAACCAACAGCUACAUUGGCUGAUUUAGGUAUGGACUCUUUAAUGGGAGUAGAUAUCAAACAAUCAAUUGAACGCAGUUAUAAAAUAACGAUGACCAAUACACAAAUACAACAAUUGAAAUUCAGUGAGUUAGAAAAAGUUGGCUCUAAAUAAUUGUUUGUUAGAGUGAUGUUUUUCUUUAACAUUUCAUGAAGUCGAAUAGCUAUAAAUUAUUUUUAUGUUAAACAAAAAUAAAAUGUAUGAAUAUUAGAGUAUCUAUGUAUAAUAAUUUGAAUAACUAAAUCUGAAUUAAAUUUAUAUACGCGUGAAAAAAUGUGAUAAGUCUAUAAAAAAAAAUUUCUAUUUAAAAUAAAAAUUUUUGUAAAAAGUUAUUAGUUUAAAACAUAUAAAUGUGU